AGGGGAGAGGAGGGAGAGGAGGGAGAGGAGGAUGCUGUGGAGGAGGAGGGACAGCUCGCAGCCGGCUACAUGUGGAGCUGCCGGGGCUGAGAGAGCUGCGAGGAAGCCUCGGGAGUGAAGAGGUGGUGGAGAAGAAGAGGGCAGGCUGGCACCAGGUGCCCCCCAGCACGGAUCUACCAUGGGUAAGGGGGGACAGAAUGAAGACAGCUGCAGUUCUGGAUGUGUCAAGUCGGAGCCCCGGUACACCUGGGAGGAGGUGCAGAAACACAACACCAAGAGCGACAAGUGGAUGGUGAUAGAGCGCAAGGUGUACAACAUCAGUGACUGGGUGAGGAGGCACCCGGGGGGCAAUCGGGUCAUCAGCCACUAUGCUGGAGAGGACGCCUCGGAAGCUUUUUUGGCUUUUCAUCCGGAUCUUACAUUUGUGCGAAAAUUUCUGAAACCGCUCUAUGUUGGUGAAUUGGCAGAGAAUGAGCCUAGCCAGGACCGAGGGAAAAAUGCUCAGCAGGUGGAAGACUUUGAAACUCUACGUAAAACAGCAGAAGAAAUGAACCUGUUUAACUCCAGUCGGGUAUUUUUCGGCCUUUACCUAGCACACAUCCUGGUCUUGGAGUUUCUUGCCUGGGCUACCCUCUACUACCUUGGUACAGGAUGGAUAACAACCAUAAUCACCAUUCUACUGCUGACAGUUUCUCAGGCCCAGGCUGGAUGGCUACAGCAUGAUUUUGGACACCUAUCUAUCUUCAAGAAGUCAAAGUGGAACCAUAUUGGCCACAAGUUUGUCAUUGGCCAUUUGAAGGGAGCAUCAGCCAACUGGUGGAACCAUCGCCAUUUUCAACAUCAUGCCAAACCUAACAUCUUCAGCAAGGAUCCAGAUGUCAACAUGGUCCACAUUUUCGUACUUGGUGACACUCAGCCAGUGGAGUAUGGCAAGAAGAAGCUAAAGUAUCUGCCUUAUAAUCACCAACAUCAGUACUUCUUCCUGAUCGGGCCUCCACUUUUGAUACCAUUGUAUUUCACGGUCCAGAUUAUGAAGACAAUGAUAACUCGCAAGGACUGGGUGGAUUUGGCUUGGUCACUUUCUUAUUACGCUCGUUUUUUCAUGACAUUUGUUCCUUUCUUUGGAUUUUUUGGAUCCAUUGCUGUGCUCAAUGCCGUCAGGUUUUUUGAAUCCCAUUGGUUUGUCUGGGUCACACAAAUGAAUCACAUUCCCAUGGAGAUUGACCAUGAAAAAUACAGAGAUUGGCUGGGGAGUCAGCUGGCAGCGACAUGCAACAUUGAGCAAUCCUUCUUCAAUGACUGGUUCAGUGGACACCUCAACUUUCAGAUUGAACAUCAUCUGUUCCCCACCAUGCCUCGCCACAACUAUCACAAGAUUGCUCCACUUGUGCGUUCUCUGUGCAAGAAAUACAACGUCAACUACGAGGAGAAGUCUCUGUACAACGCAAUGCGUGAUAUUGUUCAAUCUCUGAGAAAGUCAGGCGAGCUGUGGUUAGAUGCCUACCUCCACAAGUGACUGGAUUCUUCUGGUCCAGCAGGAUCAUACAAUAACACAAUUCACACCUAUAUUUGUUAUAUUUAGGGUUGUAAUAAACUGCCUCAAAUUUAAGGUGAGGGAGCUUUUCUGUGUGUUUUUACCGUCUUCACUGCCAGGAUGACGUAGUCCGUUGCAGUGCGGUGCUUUACAGAUCUCCCUGGCACUGAUGAGGUUAACGGUUGACGUUGUCUACAUUUCAGCCUUAACUUUAAAGGACUCUUUCAUAAUACGAUAAAAUUUACAAAAAAUAAAUAAAAAUGACCGAAGGGCAAUAUGGCACCUUUACCCAUAUCUUUUUGUUCCAACGUGUUGAUACAUUUGUAAAUAAUUGACUAUUAUUGAACCCUGUUGAUCUUCUUCAAUCCAAACCUGUAGCACACAGAGGGGCUUGAUGUUUUUUUUUUUCAUAUUAAAUCUCCAUAAAGAAACAAAAAAAGACGGAAAUCAAAGAGAGGCUUUUUGAGAGGGAAUUGUGAUGGGGGAAGAGACCAAGUGACGAAGAUAUUGUGAAUGUCGCUAAAGGAGUGUGACAGCAAGUAGAUAUUAAGAAUUAUGAGAUGUAGCAUGUGGCUUUCAAGAAGACUGUGUGACCAUAGGUGGUUGUCAAGAAAGACGUAGACAAUGGAUGAUGUCAAGAAAGAUAAAAGACAACGUAUGAAUGUCAAGCACGUUGAGUGACAGCUAGAGAGAGAUGGCUUUGGAGGCAAAUCGGGAGUCAACCCGUGUGCAUAAUAUACAGGUUUAUUUCAAGAAAUCUUUUUAAAAGAAUCACCUUGUAUGCUUUAAUUCUAGAUUUCCUGGCUUAAUCUUACUUUUACGUUUCAUAUUACCUGUAGUCAUCAAGGUCUAUUGUGUCACUGACAAUGGUGUCGUAGGAAGGACUGGUUUCCUUUUACUAUUCAGACCUUGCCGAGUGGGUAGUGUCUAUUACAUAGAAACAUAGCUAGAUGGACAAACCGUCACCCGAUUGUCUAACCUUCUGUGCCUCUUGACCGAGAAAUUAGGUCAAGUCUUAAUAUUAGGUCAGUAUACAUGGCUUAUCUAGGCCUUUCAUACAGUAGAAUGAAAACUAACACACCCUUUUAUAAAGUCUAUAGCUAGAAUUGUGCUCCGAAAUGGUUUUUAAUUAACACAAGAGAUUGUGACAUAUUUUAUGAUUGUGGUAAAUUAAAAAAAAUGUUCAAUCCUU
This is a messenger RNA of Bufo gargarizans (Asiatic toad), 2726 nucleotides long. RefSeq names its product fatty acid desaturase 2 (gene FADS2). NCBI's taxonomy places the organism in Eukaryota, Metazoa, Chordata, Amphibia, Anura, Bufonidae. The record is from RefSeq and is a predicted model, not a curated record. Gene Ontology annotation, molecular function: oxidoreductase activity, acting on paired donors, with oxidation of a pair of donors resulting in the reduction of molecular oxygen to two molecules of water. The transcript has 13 exons. Bases 179 to 1516 code for a protein of 445 amino acids. Gene Ontology annotation, cellular component: membrane. Gene Ontology annotation, biological process: lipid metabolic process.